Messenger RNA from Dermacentor silvarum, 743 nucleotides. RefSeq lists its product as uncharacterized. The coding region runs from base 90 to 743 and encodes 217 amino acids. The record is from RefSeq and is a predicted model, not a curated record. Lineage: Eukaryota; Metazoa; Arthropoda; Arachnida; Ixodida; Ixodidae. The transcript is spliced from 3 exons.
CUGUCGACGGCAAGAAUGCUCAGAUACAAGUCCCUCCUCAUUCAGGCAGCUUGUAUUACAACUACAAGGGAACAUACUCCAUCGUCCUCAUGGCCGCUGUUGACAGCAAUUUGAAAUUCAUAUGUGUUGAUGUUGGGGCUUAUGGACGUGAUGGUGGCACAAUGUCAGCUUCUUGCUUUGGAAAAUCUCUAGAAAAGGCCUUGCUCGGCCUUCCAUCUCCGAAGCAGCUGCCUGGCACAAACAUUGUUGCUCCUCACGUCUUCGUCGGGGACGAAGCAUUUCAACUUCGUCCAGAUUUUCUGCGGUCAUAUUAUGGGAGGGUCCAGGAUGAAAACAAGCGCUUCUUUAAUUACCGUCUAAGCAGAGCCAGGAGGUGCGUUGAAAAUGCUUUUGGAGUGAUAGCCUCCCGAUUCAGGUUCUUUCGACGUGCCAUCAAUCUGCAACCACAAAAUGCAGACUACGUUGUCAUGGCGUGUUGUGUCCUGCACAACUUCUUGCGUGAUGACGUGAUCUACAUGACGGCGAACUAUGUCGACAGUGAAGAUGCAUAUGGCAACAUCACCAGUGGCCAAUGGCGCACCACCCAGGACAGUGGCACCUCAGCAAUGUUCAGUCUGCAACCUUCCACUGGGCACAACUAUACAAGGACGGCAGCGCAAACAAGAGACCUUUUCUGCUCAUACUUUGUGAGUAGGGAGGGUUCUGUGCCUUGGCAACGGGCAUCUGCUGGCCUGCGGCCAUGA